Boeremia exigua is the source of this 907-nucleotide messenger RNA. RefSeq lists its product as uncharacterized. The record is from RefSeq and is a predicted model, not a curated record. The coding region runs from base 260 to 907 and encodes 215 amino acids. NCBI's taxonomy places the organism in Eukaryota, Fungi, Ascomycota, Dothideomycetes, Pleosporales, Didymellaceae. The transcript has 2 exons.
GGAUGAGCUGAGUAAGUUUUGUAUGAGUCUGUGUUUGUGACUAAGAAGUGAAAAGCCGUGAGUCCGGACUUGGGUAUGAAAAAGAUUUGCAGCUGCCGAGUCCGUUUGCUCUUGCGUAAUCAAGCGGGCGCCCUUCACUCACUUGAUCGCAUCUAGUGCACAACAACAGCUGGUGUCAUUGUCACUAAUUUCGUCCAGCAGCAACUUCAUCCAAGUCUUCUAGUCGAGCAUCGGAGCUGCAGACUGUACUGUCCUAACAAUGUCAGAAAACCAUUCGGCUCCCUACCCUCCGCCAGACUUUCACCCAGCAUGGGCUCCUCCACCUGCUCCCGCACCACAUCCAGUGGUUUCACGAUCUCACCUCGACCCACGCGGUCCACCGGCCCAAGAUACCGACUUCCUCAUCAUCGGCUUGUUCGCUCUCCGCCUGGCGCGAACGCUCAUUCAGUCUCUCGACCACUAUCCCGAGCGGAUUGAUGACAUUGAAUGGGUAGAGUACUUCCUCGGACCCUACGAUGUCGCGUAUGAUCUGGCGAAGGUAACGGGGUCUGCGAAACAGGCCUACUUGGACACAUACCCGAGGAUCGCAGGCAGGAUGAAGGCGCAGCGGAAGUACCCACUGUGCUUUAUGGCGCUGAAUCCCGUGACACAGCAGCGUGAAGAAGCACUGAACGGGCGAGGCGGCUUGACUGAUGUUCAACGGUUGGAAAUCAUCAACUUUGCUGAUGCGGCGAGAGAGUGGGGAUCAACCGUGCAUGUUCCGGAGAGAGAGGCGAAGCGCAUGCUGGAGUUGGCGGACCAGAGACGUGUUGCUGAUCUCACGAAGCGUCCCGAUGUCGAGGUUGGGCCUCCUGCUGCCAGCCAUGUUCAUGUGAAUAACAGCCCUUUCGACUUUGGCAGAGGCUAG